AUGACCGCCUCUUCCAACGACACCAGCCUUAGAGACAUCUGGUAUACCAUGAGUGGGAUCCCGGGACUGGAAGAGGCACACCCCUGGAUCUCUAUCCCCAUCUGUUCCAUGUACAUAGUUGCUAUCGUAGGCAACACCCUCCUGUUAUUCCUGGUCUCCACUGAGCGCCGUCUUCAUGAACCCAUGUACCUUUUCCUCUCCAUGUUGGCUCUGGCAGAUAGCUUUCUCUCCACAGCCACCACACCAAAGAUGCUAGCUAUCUUCUGGUUCCAAGACGGGGGUAUUUCCUUUGGUAGCUGUGUGUGCCAGAUGUUUUUCCUCCACUUCAUCUUUGUGGCAGAAUCUGCCAUACUGCUGGCCAUGGCGUUUGACCGCUAUGUAGCCGUCUGUCAUCCACUAAGAUAUGCUACCAUUCUGACACCCUCAGUCAUUGGAAAAGUAGGCAUUGCUUCUGUAACUAGGAGCUUCCUCAUCUGCUUCCCCUUGGUUUUCCUGGUUUAUCGGCUUCCUUACUGUGGGAGAAGGGUUAUUCGUCACUCCUACUGUGAACACAUGGGCAUUGCCAGGCUCGCCUGUGACAGCAUCAAAGUCAACAUCCACUAUGGGGUGACUGCGGCUCUGUUUUCCGUGUGCCUGGGUGUGGCCAUCAUCAUCUCUUAUGCCCACGUCCUCCGUGCCGUGUUUAGAAUUCCUUCGCGAGAGGCCCGGCUCAAGGCUCUGAGUACUUGUGGCUCUCAUGUGUGUGUCCUCCUACUGUUCUACACCCCGGCCUUUCUUUCAGUCCUCGCUCACCGAUUUGGGGGCCACAGUGUUCCAUUCCAUGUACAUGUCCUCCUUGCCCAUCUUUAUGUGGUGAUACCACCAGCUCUCAACCCCGUCAUUUACGGGGCUAAGACCAAGCAAAUUCAGGAGAAAUUGACCCGUGUCUUCUCUUUGACCAAUAAAUGUUGCUGCUGUGGACUAAACGGCUCAGUCCUUCGCUUUUGUGCACAACUCCACUAA
Phacochoerus africanus (Common warthog) is the source of this 1002-nucleotide messenger RNA. RefSeq names its product olfactory receptor 52Z1-like. NCBI's taxonomy places the organism in Eukaryota, Metazoa, Chordata, Mammalia, Artiodactyla, Suidae. Gene Ontology annotation, cellular component: membrane. The record is from RefSeq and is a predicted model, not a curated record. Gene Ontology annotation, molecular function: olfactory receptor activity; G protein-coupled receptor activity. Gene Ontology annotation, biological process: G protein-coupled receptor signaling pathway.